AUGUCGCACCGCGGCCAGCUCCAGUGUCUCAACAACGCCGUCUCCUACCACUCACACACCUUGACCCCAUCUUCCUCCCAUUCGCCUGUCACCAAGAUGACCCAACCUCAACGCACUGCUUCGCAAGACUCGACCUCGGACGGCAUUCGGAAACGGGUCUGCAAGGCCUGUGACCGAUGUCGCCUGAAGAAGAGCAAGUGCGAUGGCUCUAGCCCGUGUUCACGUUGCAAGGCAGACAAUGCCAUUUGCGUGUUUGGGUAUGCUGCUCAAUCGUCCCUUCCCUUCGUGAUCCCCCUGCUAACGCUGCUCAGCGAACGCAAGAAGUCGCACGACAAGGUGUAUCCCAAAGGCUACGUAGAGAUGCUCGAGCAACAACAAGGCCAGCUUGUGUCGGGUCUCCAAGAGUGCUACAAGAGAUUACACCAGGCCGGUGCAUGGGACGGCGAGAAGCUUUCAGAGACCAAUGGCUAUCCUCUCACGCACGACAUUCUCGCCGCCUUGGGCUUACUCGAGACCAAGCAGGAUGGCAGUGGAGAGAUGGAGACGUUCGAAGACGACUGCGAGAAACUCCAAUCACGACUCAUUGCGGAUGGUGCCGGAUUCGCUCAACGACGAGGCUCCUUCAGCUCCGACUCGGAUCACAGCCAGCAAGGCCAUGGUCGAUCUGCAUCUCGCAGCACGCCUGCGUUGUCGAAACCCCCAACUUUCCCCAACAACUUCAACUUCAACUUCAGCGCCCCGCCAUCACCUCCAGCAUCUCAAGGCAGCCCGAUACCCGCCCCACGACAAAGACCAUCCUUUCCACAACCGCAGUCAUCACCACUGCAACAGAGCUCUCCCCUCACCAACGACCCCCAGUUCUAUCAAGCCGAGUGGGCCUACCCUGAGUCCAGAAACGCGGAGCUACUCAUGAACUCCAAGUACGCAGUGCAAUCUCCCGACCUCGACCAAGGCCUGGGAAAUAUGGGAGACAUGACUUCAUUCAACCAAUGGGACGCCUCCUUCGACAUGAAGUACGACAUGAAUCUGGCCGCUGGCAUGACUUCGUACCCACAACAGCUUCAACACGCCUUCCCAGGCAUGUCAAGAAUGCAAGACACCAACAUGGCGGGUCUGGCGAUGGACCCAGCCAACCUAAUGGAAGUUGAUUUCAAUCAAUACAUUCAGGUCCAUUCGUAA
This is a messenger RNA of Lecanosticta acicola, 1179 nucleotides long. The record is from the annotation of a GenBank genome assembly. Lineage: Eukaryota; Fungi; Ascomycota; Dothideomycetes; Mycosphaerellales; Mycosphaerellaceae.